CCUCCUCUCCAUUUCCCUUUUGCUUUUUUCUUUGUCCAUUUGAUUCAUAAAUAAUCACAGUGAAGAAAAAAGAAGGAAAAAAAAAGGUUCAAGAUCAGCCCCACACCAUCAAUAUGCUCUUUCUGACAAAAAAAAUCAAAAAAAGAACCAAUUUUUCAACCUAUAAAUACCCUCAUUCGCCUUCCUUCCUCUCCAUUCGAUCUUCACCAUGGCUUCCAACUCCGCCGCCGCCGCCGCCGCCGUGCAGUCCACCACCACCACGACCUUCGUCCAAGCCGACCCAUCGACCUUCAGAGCAAUAGUGCAGAGGCUGACCGGAGCUCCGACCGACCCACCAAGGCCGCCGUGUCGGCUCCACGAACGGCGGCGGAGCAGCAAGAAGCUGGAGCUGGAGCUGGAGCGGAAGGGCGGCGACACGGCGGCGAGGGGGAUGGGAAUCGGAAUGGCGUCGCCGGUGUCGACGCUGGAGUUCGUGACACGUGGGAGUCCGUGUGAGGAUCAAGAACUGGAAGACAGAGCGAUUGCGGAAAAAGGGUUCUAUUUUCGCCCGAGCCCGAGAGGAUCCGACCCGCCUCAACUUUUGCCCUUAUUUCCCAUUUCUGUAACACCACAACACAACCAUUCUUCUCCUUUUUCUUCUUAAUUCAAUGUUAAUACUCAACAAAAUGAUCAUACAAGAGCUUUCAGAGUAGAGAAGUUUUGGGUUAUUUUAGAUAGUGAUAUGAAAAUAGAAAUCUCAAAACAAGUGAUUCGGAGUUGUGUUCACUUGUUUUUCGACCGCAUAUUUGUAAGUUGAAUUUUAGUUGGAAGCAAACUCAAGAUGUUUUUGUAAUAUAUUGACAAAAUACUUAGCAGCUUGAGGACCAAA
This is a messenger RNA of Momordica charantia (bitter melon), 868 nucleotides long. RefSeq names its product VQ motif-containing protein. Lineage: Eukaryota; Viridiplantae; Streptophyta; Magnoliopsida; Cucurbitales; Cucurbitaceae. The record is from RefSeq and is a predicted model, not a curated record.